UCUCUCUCUCUCUCUCUCUCUCACUCAGUCCACCAAAGUGCUCUCUCUCUCUCUCUCUCUCUCACUCAGUCCACCAAAUCUCGUCGGCCAUCGGAGUGAGAGCUCGUGGAUUGUCAGUGAUUGAGGAAAUCAGCCAGGAUUGGUGAUUGAAGCUGUGAUUGUGAGAAGGAAAUGGGUUCAGAAGCGCCAAAGAGUGUUGUGAUUCAUGUGACUGGCUUCAAGAAGUUCAAUGUUUUUGCUACCAAUCCUACUGAAACAUUAGUUUCAAAUUUACAAAGUUAUACAGAAAAGACAGGUUUACCCCUUGGUGUUUCUUUAGGCAGCUGCACUAUUCUUGAGACUGCAGGAGAUGGUGCGUUGACCACACUUCAGAAGGUUCUGGAAUCAAGUGUUUCAAAUGAAAACAAUUUCGGAUCCAAAGAAGUUGUGUGGCUUCAUAUGGGGUUGAAUGGAGGAGCAUCAAACUUUGCCAUUGAAAGACAAGCAGUAAAUGAAGCUACCUUCUCUUGUCCAGAUGAGCUUGGUUGGCAACCCAAGAGGGUUCCAAUUGUCCCAGAGGAUGGAGGAAUAACUCGGAUACGAGAGACUGGUUGCUCGAUUGAUGCAAUCUUGGAAUUCUUGAAAAAGAUGAAGGGCUAUGAUGCAAUGAUCUCUGAUGAUGCAGGGCGUUUUGUGUGUAACUAUGUAUACUAUCAUUCCCUCCGUUUUGCAGAAGAGAGAGAUCGAUCGAUCGCUCUCCACAAACCUUCUCUCUCAGCCUCAGGGAUCCUCAUCAGAUAA
Lactuca virosa is the source of this 780-nucleotide messenger RNA. The record is from the annotation of a GenBank genome assembly. Lineage: Eukaryota; Viridiplantae; Streptophyta; Magnoliopsida; Asterales; Asteraceae.